AACCAUCACCUGCUCUACUGUAGGCCUAUGCCAAACAAAGACCGUCACUGAACCCAACGUUGGAGCGGAAGUUACUCCCACGCAAGGCGGGACCUCUUCUGUUGAAGUUCAAAAGUUCACAAAGAUGCUUUGCUGAGGUUACUCCGCUUGUUAGAAUAGGCUAAACUGAACGAACGGUGAUCAUCCAUCUGCUGCCUACAGUAUGUAGAAGUGCAGCUUAUAUUUUACCACUUUUAGUAGGAAGGUAGUUGUGUGGUUAGGCUAUUUAACCGUUCGAAAUUUAUCAUGCACAUGUUUGGCUACAUGACACUGUAGGUAACGUAGGCUACAGCGUUGUGAACAAACCAGUGUUGGACGAUUUCAAAAAGUUUGUGACGCGUAUCGUGUGACAUUUUAAGAUUUCGAAGGAUAGUUAACUGUAGGAUAGCCUACUUUACUAGUUCGACUCAUUGAAAGCCAAACGUGAACCAACUUCCUUGUAAAAAGUGGCCUUGCCUGUUCGUGUGCUGGAGGAGUUGGUGGCAUAGGUUGGUGGUGGUCUGAGAGCGAAAGUCGAACAACUUCCUGAUCAUUUCGGAGUUCAUUGGGAGGCGUGGUGUUUUAGCAAGGCUACAUUCAGACAUGGACCUGAUCACUUCAGCUAUUGAGCCGAUCAAGUUCAUCGCAGAGACGGUGUACGAGCUCUUCAUGAAGGAGAAGAGCAAUAAAGAGCAGUGCCAGCGGCUGGCCAAGUGCGUGCGUGCCCUCGUGGCGACGCUGGACGCGUUGCGGUGUCAGCAGGACCUGAGUGCCCACAGCACGGUGCUGCAGCAGCGGCUGGGUGAGCUGAGGGUCACGCUAGAGGCGGCCGAGGCGCUCAUGCUCAAGCGCGAGGGCACCAGCCAGAUUAAGAAGCUGCUGAAGGCCAACAAGACCAGCGACAAGCUGGACGAUCUCUUCCAGCAGCUCCACGACGAGCACAAACAGCUGGCCUUGCUGCUGCAGGUGGAGAAUCGUGAGACUGCUGGCGCCACCCUCAGGAAGGUGGACAUAGUGCAGGACACGAUGGACGGCACGGCUGCCAAGGUGACCGCUGUGCACGAGCAGGUCGACUCCACCCUGCAGAAGGUCCACAAUGUGGACGCGAAGAUGGACGACUCGCAGAAGCAAAUGGGUGCAUUGCACGACAAGGUGGCCAAGUCCCAGGAGACCAUGGACUCUCUACACGAGAAGGUGGAGAAGCUCAUCAAAGUAGCGUCCCUUGAUACCUCCAGCGGAGGUCCGACCAAUCCAAACCCAGGAGCCCCCAGCGGAGUUCCGACCAAUCCAAACCCAGGACCUGCAGCGAGGCCUGCUGACCCUCCACUCCCUGAGGACGCAGUGGCGGCGCUGGGUGCGGUCCGCAGCAGGUUCGUGGAGAAGGCGAGUCUGCCCCUGCUGAAGCAGCUGCUGGACGAGCUCCAGACGGCACGCGUGCUGAACUCCGAGGAGGCGGAGUCUGUGCUGGAGGAGCAGUCGGCCCGAGCUGACCGCGCCCGCUGCCUCAUCGACACCGUGCGCAAGAAGGGCCGCCGCGCCAGCGAGACCAUGAUCACACACCUGAGGGACAAGGACCCUGAACUGGCCCAGACCCUGGGGCUUGCCUGAGGGGGGGGGGGGGGGGGGGGGGAGAGAUAAGAAGGCUUUGGACGAGUCUUCACUGAACACGACCUACUGUGCACUGGACCUAAUGACCAUGUUUCUGUGUCGCCAUCACCUUUUGGAGGGAAUCACCACCAGCAUGCAAACUCUGUCGACAGGCCCAAAAGACAGUGGGCAGAGACCAAAGUCACUCCAUGACUGAGGCGGACAUCCAGGGUCCAGAAAGUAAAAGUCCUGCUAUAUAUUCUUUCUACCUGUGCACUUAACACAGGUGAUUUCAUUUAUUAUCUGAUCUACCUGGCUGCUAAUUAGGAUGAGCUGGUUUACUAAAUGGUUGGAUCAAAUACUUGACAGGACUUUUACUUUCUGAACCCAGGAUGUCCGCCUCUGCUCCAGGAGCAACGUGUCUCCACGAGCAACCAUGAGCAACGCGUCUCCACGAGCAACGCCUCUCCACGAGCAACGUGUCUCCACGAGCAACACAAGCAAUGUGUUUCCAUGAGCAACGUGUCUCCACGAGCAACCAUGAGCAACGCGUCUCCACAAGCAACGCGUCUCCACAAGCAACCAUGAGCAACGCGUCUCCACGAGCAACCACGAGCAACGCGUCUCCAUGAGCAACGCGUCUCCAUGAGCAUUGUGUCUUGUGCAUGAACUAAAACCAUCGUGUGGCAUUGAGUUGAUCCACUGGUGUUUGUGCCUUUAGGAUCCUUCUCAUGAUAUUACGUUGAGCUGUUCCACUAGGAUCCUUCUCAUGAUAUUACGUUGAGCUGUUCCACUAGGAUCUUUCUUAUGAUACCCACCCAUAUCCCCCCUUGCUUGCCACAGAGUCCAAGUCUAGAUCUGUGCACGUUCUCGGUGUUGGCGCAAUCGUGAAACGUUGAUACGCACCAGAUUGCCUAGAUUCAAGAGCGAUUACUUCCACAUUUAUGUGCGAUAGCGUAAUCUAGACUUCGGUCAUUUUUAGUGUCUAACACAAUUUUAGUGUAUAACACAAACCGUUGCUAUGUAUCCGACGCUGUAACAGGACGCUGACAAUGACGACGGGUUUUGUGCUUCACAUCUUUCCGAAUAUCACGCCACAAGUAGCCUAGUCCGUUCACUAUUGGAUUGUAUUGAAAGUGAUAGUAGAUGGGGUGAUCAGCUGCGUUCUGAAGAAUGCUUAAUUCAAGUUCAGUGUGUGUGGCAAACUAGUUUCUCAGCAGAAGCCAUGAAACGGUAAACGUCAACAAAUUGAUUUAAAAAGACAUAAUUUAUGAAGUUGUUUUUUUCUCGUUUUGGCUUUGCAUCGGGUGCGUGUCCAGUUUGACCUGUCAGGAUUUUCCGAUAAUGAAUCUCGUGAUGCUGAUAUUGAAUUUUAAUUUCUGCGCGUGUAAGCUGUGCUUGAAGUUAGCUAUGACAGACUAACCUAACGUUACUGGUUUUCAUAGUUUUAACCACAAAGCCUGUCUACCUCCGUGCCCCAUGUAACAUAUUUCGGGAUGCCAUCUCACCAUGAGAAAACGUAACGUUAUGGUGACCGUGCUAAGAGAUCAAAGCUUUGGCAUGCUUAGUAAACAUUAGUCUUGCAUAUAAUAUUGAGCUGCUCCGUGCUACGUAUAUUUUCCUUUUUUUUUUACCUUUGCCAAUCACACCCCUGGGUUUGCACGUCCAUAGUGGCAUAUCUGCACACACAACACUGUUAAAGCGCCUGUGAGAUCCCAAAUGUUAGUAGAGGCGGAGCUCCACCUGUAAGAUAUGACAGAAUCCUACACGUGAGAACUCUAGAUAAUUGAUUGGUCAGUAGGCGGUAGUUUUUUUUUUUAGCUAUAACUUAGCACAAAACCUGCUCCCAACCAGGUUUGGUUAGCAGCAUAAGACACCAUGGUGAUACAGCAAUGCUAAAACAGAGCCACUUUUGUGUCACAGCAUACCCUGGCUUUGAGCGCAACAUACCUCGCUAACCCACUAAUCAAGCUUCGUAGUAUACCCCACUGGACCUUUUCUGCCUGCUCUGAAAUAUUAUUAUUAUUAUUAUUAUUAUUAUUAUUAUUAUUGUUGUUGUUGUUGUUUUGUUUAAUAUUGUUAUUGCUGUUGUUUAACAUAGGUCUAUUUGUAGUCCACUGCUGUAGAAGUGAAUACCUUUACCCACACCCACGGCAAUCCAGACUUUUUCAUCUGUGGUCGCCCAAUGGUGGAAAGAUCUGCCAAGUCCCAUCAGAGCAGGGGUGUCCCUCUCUGCCCAGUCCCAUCAGAGCAGGGGUGUCACUCUCUGCCCAGUCCCAUCAGAGCAGGGGUGUCCCUCUCUGCCCAGUCCCAUCAGAGCAGGGGUGUCACUCUCUGCCCAGUCCCAUCAGAGCAGGGGUGUCACUCUCUGCCCAGUCCCAUCAGAGCAGGGGUGUCACUCUGCCCAGUCCCAUCAGAGCAGGGGUGUCACUCUCUGCCCAGUCCCAUCAGAGCAGGGGUGUCACUCUCUGCCCAGUCCCAUCAGAGCAGGGGUGUCACUCUCUGUCUUUUGACUUUUGAAGACGCAACUCUUCCAAGCAUGCCACCUCUCAUAGCAUUUCUGACAAUCCCACACAACUAAUGCUGACCACACACGUCCUUAUCUUCUCUCUUCCCUCUAUCUCUUCCUCCACCACUCCUCCUCUUCUCUCAUAUUCUCCUCAUCCUCUCCUCCUCCUCCUCCCCUCAUCCUCUCCUCCUCCUCUCCUCCUCAUACUAGCACUUACCAUGUAGGCACUCCUAUUCUGUACCCUUAACUGUAGCUGAAAUGUGAUUCUAUUGCUGUAAAUUACUUUGAAUAAAAGUGUCUGCCAAAUGAA
This is a messenger RNA of Alosa sapidissima (American shad), 4424 nucleotides long. Its product is annotated as arp2/3 complex-activating protein rickA-like. The transcript is spliced from 7 exons. The record is from RefSeq and is a predicted model, not a curated record. Bases 622 to 1626 code for a protein of 334 amino acids. Lineage: Eukaryota; Metazoa; Chordata; Actinopteri; Clupeiformes; Clupeidae. Gene Ontology annotation, molecular function: cysteine-type endopeptidase activity. Gene Ontology annotation, biological process: proteolysis; regulation of apoptotic process; cell surface receptor signaling pathway.